AUGGAAGAAGAAGGAGAAGAUAUAAACAAUUGUCCACUAGGAAGAAGAGAUCAAGUGAUUGAAUAUUCAGCUCGAGAGAAAUUAAUAGAUGGUUUAGUUGAAACAGAUACUGAACGUUUUAGAAAGGAUAUGGAAGAGGAGAGUGUUGUUAGAGGAAGACUUGAGAGUUGUGGAAUUAUUCUCCAAAAAGAAAUGAAUGGAAUUAAUAUCCAUACAAGAAGGGAUGAUGAAAUUAGUUGUGAAUUAAGAAGGCUUAAUGCACAACUAAUUGAGAAAAGAAGAUUUAUUAAUGAAUGUAGAAAAAAGAUGAGAGAGUAUUAUAAAAGAGUCGAAGGAAAGCAAGCUGAAUUCGACAAAUUACAAAAAGAAGAAAAAAGUUAUAAAUGUCAUUGA
This is a messenger RNA of Entamoeba dispar SAW760, 393 nucleotides long. RefSeq lists its product as uncharacterized. The transcript has a single exon. The coding region runs from base 1 to 393 and encodes 130 amino acids. The record is from RefSeq and is a predicted model, not a curated record. NCBI's taxonomy places the organism in Eukaryota, Evosea, Mastigamoebida, Endamoebidae.